Messenger RNA from Morone saxatilis (striped sea-bass), 919 nucleotides. RefSeq names its product adaptor related protein complex 1 subunit sigma 3a (gene ap1s3a). Gene Ontology annotation, biological process: intracellular protein transport; vesicle-mediated transport. Lineage: Eukaryota; Metazoa; Chordata; Actinopteri; Moronidae. The transcript is spliced from 5 exons. The record is from RefSeq and is a predicted model, not a curated record. Gene Ontology annotation, molecular function: clathrin-cargo adaptor activity. The coding region runs from base 146 to 610 and encodes 154 amino acids. Gene Ontology annotation, cellular component: intracellular membrane-bounded organelle; AP-1 adaptor complex; membrane coat.
GACAAGGUGAGAGCUGAGAUUUCUGGGAAGAUUAACAAUGUCGCCGUAUCUGAAAACGCUCAAGAUACAGUAGGAGAGGACUGUAGGAUUCUGGGAGAGGGUUUAUCACAAGCCCGAAGGACUUCUGUCGGACUGCUCUGACAAAAUGAUGCGCUUCCUGUUGCUGUUCAGCCGGCAGGGGAAGCUGCGGCUGCAGAAGUGGUUCACACCAAUUACGGAACGGGAGAAGAAGAAGGUGAUCCGGGACAUGAUGAUGUUAGUGUUGGCCCGUCCACCACGUUCCUGCAACUUCCUCCAAUGGAGAGACCUCAAGAUCGUUUACAAGAGGUAUGCCAGUUUGUAUUUCUGCACCGGUCUGGACGACCACGACAAUGAGCUGCUGAGCCUCGAAGUGCUGCACAGAUAUGUCGAGUUGUUGGAUAAAUACUUUGGCAACGUCUGUGAGCUGGACAUCAUUUUCAACUUUGAGAAGGCUUACUUCAUCCUGGACGAAUUCCUGAUGGGAGGGGAAAUUCAAGAAACGUCCAAAGUAUCUGUGGGAGUGUCUAUAGAGGAGGCUGACACCCUCCAGGAGACGAUGGAGGAAUACAUGAGCAAACCCGCCUACUGAGCCCAGAGAAGACGAGGGUGUUUCACAUUUCAAGACUUGAAGCAAAAGGUUUAUUAGUCCGCAACAUUUUUAUUGAGUGAGGGUCGUACAGUCCUCCUGACUUUUCCUUUUUAUCUUAAGUUUUAAUAAUUGUAAUUAUGUUUGAGUCUGUAAGUGCCUUUAACGCCUCAUAUUUAUUAAUCUCAGGGUUUUAUGACAGGAGAUGUGACUGAAAAGAGUCUUGUUCCCAGUUUAUCUAAAUCAUUUUUUUUCAUAUUUGAAUAUGUUUUUGUAAUCUCAGUAGUAAUACCUGUGAGGCAGGACACAUUU